AUGGCAUCGACCGUCAUGUCCCGAACGACGCUUACGGAACGAGCACAGAAGCGAAAGAAAGAGCAACGAACCGACAUCUGGUCGAAUCUCCUGCGACAGACUCGCGAAGCUCAAUCCCGCAACAAAACCCAAGCCGUUCAACAUCGGCAGUUGCUGAUAUGCGGCGCAUCUCCAGAUGACCAGCGGCAAUUUGUGUCGACUCUCGCCCGACCGCCUCCCGCACAGCCGCCAAGCAGAAACCAGGAACGAAAGCAGCAGAGGACGAAGGGAGAGCUGCGCCUGAGUAACCAGUAUGCCUACGGCUACGGCCACGUCACCCUCUACUCGCCGCCGCAGCAGAGUGGCACUGGGGUGCAAGUGCUGGGUGCCGAGGCCGAGGAAGUCGCGAGUCUGCAGAUACAUACGCUGCCAGAGGCCAUGGAAGAGUAUGUGGGCACGCUGCGAAGCUUGCUCAAGAAAGAGCAGAAGCCGAAAGAGGAGGGUGAGCGUGGUGACGUAGAGCUCGAUGGCGAGAGUGACCCGCUGGAGGAACGAAAACCUGGUGUCUGUAUUCUGCUGAGUUGGAAGCAACCGUGGCAAUUCCUACAACAGCUUAAGCGAUGGCUACAGCUACUUGCUCAGGCUCUGCUCCAGCCUGGUGUACCUGCGACUGAUGCCCUCGACGUGUUGAAGGAAGCUCAGCUCGCAAUCACCGUCGUUGUCCAGCACACAGAGGCACAGGAAGAUUUGUUCCGAGAAGGCUACAAAGAGGAGGACUUCGACUACAUCUCACAAUGUCUACGCACGGCCAUUCUGCCUCUGCACCCAUUCAGUGCACUGAUCUAUACCACUUCGACUGCGCCACCACAGCAAGCUGGAGGGCCGCUGAGUGAACAGCAGAAGGUCAUAUUCCACUCGCUUGGUUUAGACCUGACCACACUAAGUCCAAGGAGGGCAAGGUCCAGCUCAGGAGCAGAAAAGCGUGAAGAAUUGACGCCAAAGCACGAAUUCAUGGAUCGAAUGGCAAUUGUCAUCCCGGCAGGCUGGGACAGCCCAGCUUUCAUCAGAACCCUGAGCGAGACCUUCUCCCCAGAAGACAUUAUGAACGGUUGGCUCGCAGAUCUUGAGCCGCCCCCACCACCUAAGCCUGCUCCUGAACCAAUGUCCGUCGAGACAGCCGUUGAGGUCAAGCAAGCAAAUGGAGGCGCUGAAGUUUACGAGAGCUCUCCAGUGGACGAGAAUGAGGACUUUCCAGAAGCCACUCUAUCACCGUCGAAACUGUCACCGUCCGCUGUGCGCACGUAUGAGCAACGAGUGCUAGAUCCUCAGGCGCACAAAGCUCCAAAACCACCUCAGAUAGAGGUCACAACAAAACCUGAUCAAGUGUUCUUGGCGGAAAUGCGUCAGCAUCUACAACAGCUAGAAGCUCAAGAUCGCGAAAAAGAAUCGAAGGGCCACCAUACGAGUGUCUCGAAUACCAGCCUUUCCGGAACUGGGGGCCGUGUUGUUGGUCUGCCAGCUGGGGAGUCGACCGGAGCACUUGGCGAACUAGGUGAAGUAUCGUUCAACGUGGGAGGUGUCAGUUACGACACAAUGACCGCGCAAGCAGCAAUCGAUCGUCUCAAGCGGCCAAACCAGUCGUCGGACUCCCCAAUGUCGCCAACACCCCGGACAUCAACGCCAAAACCUCCUGGCCGAUCCCAUCGCGAUGCCAGUCACGCGGGAGAUGACAAAAAGACAUCCAGUGGCACUCCUGGCGUAACAUCACCUAAGGUAUCGGACAACAAGGAACCUCUUGACACUGCGAAGUUGGAAGAGUAUUUUCAGUCUUUGAUGAAGAAAGGCGGCGGCGCAUCAAGUCGAGAUGUAACGCCAACAAAAUCUUCAAAAGGCCAAUCAUCAAAUCAGUGA
Molecule: messenger RNA, 1890 nt
Organism: Pseudocercospora fijiensis CIRAD86
Lineage: Eukaryota; Fungi; Ascomycota; Dothideomycetes; Mycosphaerellales; Mycosphaerellaceae
Exons: 1
Coding region: 1-1890 (629 amino acids)
Biological process (GO): microtubule-based movement; microtubule cytoskeleton organization
Cellular component (GO): cytoplasmic dynein complex; centrosome
Molecular function (GO): dynein heavy chain binding
Source: RefSeq, a predicted model, not a curated record